Messenger RNA from Dreissena polymorpha, 4474 nucleotides. RefSeq lists its product as uncharacterized. The transcript has 6 exons. The record is from RefSeq and is a predicted model, not a curated record. Lineage: Eukaryota; Metazoa; Mollusca; Bivalvia; Myida; Dreissenidae. Bases 572 to 4252 code for a protein of 1226 amino acids. Gene Ontology annotation, molecular function: zinc ion binding; protein binding; GTP binding.
CAAAAAUAGAAUAAUAUGUGAUAGAACGAUCUAGACGAUUGUAGGGAUGACUACUUGAAGAUAUUGCAGCCCCGUUAUCUAAGCGUCAGAUGAAGAAGUAGACGAACAGUUCACCUUCCACAUCGCAAAAUAUGAAGUCAUUUAACCGAUAACAGAAGCGAACAAAUACAAAAGGUGCAGACACAGAUAAUUGUGACGCAGACAAUUAACACGUAAUCCUGAAACAAAAGCGAAUACUUAAUGAACAUGUCGAUGCAAACGCAGAGUAAUGACGUUAAUCAAUAUUCACCUAUUUCUUGUUAAAUGUUAAAGGGGUUAAACGUUUGAGACCAAACUAAGUGACACUUAAGCAACACAAAACUGACACACAUACAUUAUUGUGUGAACCAUGUCGGACACAAUCCUUAACUACAAGUGAUCACUGAGACGAAUGCUACAAUGGUUUGAUGUGUGUGAAACUAACAUCUAUUCAGAAACCAACUUAACUGUAUGUUCUGAAACAUCAAAAAAGUCAAUAUUUUAAGCCAUUUGCCAACCGAAUUAGGGCCAGCGAGCCGUGUUAAGUGUUAGAAUGUCGAGUUCCGCAUCAUUAUGUUGUAAUGAAUGCAAGAAUGAGGUUUUGUGUGAACAAUGUGCACAUCCGCGCGGCAGUCAAACAUUAACUCGAGAUAAUCUGUUGCUAAAUAUAGGCAGCAACGCCGACGAGGCAACAUCUGCGCAAACCGAGAAAGAAACAAUGUUGUGUGACCCUUGUAAAGUUCAAGAGAAAAUGAUUCCUGCGUGUGUCUUUUGUGAAGAUUGUGAUAGUGAAUUUCUUUGCGAGGUAUGUGAAAAACACCACAAAGCACAGAAAUUAACGAGAAAUCAUAUAUUGCACGAUAUCAGCAACUAUGAAAUAUGUUUCAAGGGAACUUUCACUGAGAAACAAAAUAAGUUUUGCGAACCAUGCAAAGCACAAGAGAAAGUAAAUCAAGCGGUUUUCUUUUGCAAACAGUGCCAUAACGAACUGCUUUGUGAAUCAUGUGGGAAUUAUCACCCGUUUCAAAGGAUAACUAGAGGACAUAUUUUGGAAGAUAUACGCAACUUCGUGGAAUUAAUACCUGAUAAUAUUACCAACACAAAAUUGUUGCCUUGCGAUCCAUGUAAAGCGCAAGAAAAAAACGUCGUCGCUGCUUUCUUUUGCAUUGAAUGUGGCAAUGAACUGCUCUGCGAUCCCUGUGCAAAAUACCACAGUUCACAGAAGUUAACACGAGACCACCAAUUACAAGAAAUAAGUAUAUAUACGGUAAUUGAAAAUGAUCCAGACACUUUAAAAAAUCAGAUGCGAUGCGGGCCAUGCAAAGCGCAAGGAACGACAAUUGAUGCAUCUUUCUUCUGCAUAGAUUGUGGUCAUGAAUGUCUUUGCGAAGCAUGUGGUAAGUACCACAAUUUACAGAAGAUAACGCAAUUGCAUAGAUUGCAAACUAUUAGCAAGUACGUGAAAGGCGCGACUUUUGAAUCCAUUAGCAAACUGAACAAGUUCUGCCAACGAUGUAAAGUUUAUGACAAAGAAAGUGUCGCAUCUUUCUUUUGCACUGAAUGUGAUAAUGAGCUGUUUUGCAAGGCCUGUGAAAAACACCAUAGUUCACAGAAAAUGACUCGAGGCCAUACAUUGCAAGAUAUAAACAGGCUUGUGGAAAAUGCAAAUGCGGAUGACAGCGAACGGCAAAUAAAUCAUUGCGAGCCAUGUAAAAUUCAAGGUAAAACAACUCCAGCUUCUGUCUUUUGUGCUGAAUGUGAAAACGAAUGCAUGUGUGAAUCAUGUGGGCGAUAUCAUGAAUCACGGAAAGCAACUCUGGGACAUAUUUUACAGGACAUUAUAAUGUUUAAUGAAGAUGCUGGUCCUAAGAUUGUCGACAAACAAAUAAUGGUCUGUGAACAAUGCAAAGCUCAUGAGAAAAGCAGUAAAGCAACCGUCGUUUGCGUUGAUUGUGAACACGAAUUGCUUUGCGGACCGUGCGGUAAAUAUCACACUUCCCGAAAGUCAACACGAACGCAUAUCCUGCAGGAUAUACGUAUGUAUUUCGGAGAGGCGAUUGCAAGUGGUGGGGAAGUCGCCGUGGAAAAUAAGUUGUGUAAACUAUGCAAAGUGCAUGGCAAAAAGAGCCCAGCAGUAUAUAUUUGUUCAGAAUGUGAAAAUGAGCGAUUUUGCGAGAGUUGUGGACAAUACCACAACCGUCAAAAAUCAUUUCGGUAUCACUUACUACAGAAAAUUGAUUGUCAGCAAAACAUCAUACUAGCAAAUGCCUCAGAUUGCAGUGACAUGCACACACCAGGUCCACCUGUUGCAAGUAACAUAGGUUCUGAUACAGUUACUCUUUCGUGGACGAAGCCUGGUCGAUUCAAAGAGGGAGAUUGUUUUCAAAUUGGUUGCCGAGAAUCAAACGAGUCCAGAUGGAAAAUAUGCCAGGACAAUAUUGAAGAUAAUUCGUACGUGCUAAAAAAUUUAAGAUCAAACUCAAACCUUGUGUUUCGUGUUCGGGCAAUGUAUAAUGAUUUCGAAAGCAAUUAUAGUGAAGAAAGUGAUAUAGUGACGACUCCUAGUUCACCUGCAUCACGGGUUGUGGACUUUUGUACCGUAUGUGGUGAUGAAGAUAAAUACCCAAUUUCGUAUGUAUUGCCUGCAAGCGAGGUACAGUCUUCGAGAAAUUGUAAUGCGAAGACAAGGAGAUUUGAAGUGGGCUCUCCACGAAAGGGAAGAUUUGACGAGAAAACCAUAUUGUUAAUUGGUGAGACAGGGACAGGAAAAAGUACGCUUGUUGAUGGAAUGGCGAAUGUUAUUCUUGGUGUGAAUUGGAAUGACCCAUUUAGAUUCAAGAUGGUUAAUCUAGAGGACGAAGAAAAACAGAAGAAGGAGAAUCAGGCGCUUUCACAAACGGAAUGGAUAACGUGUUAUACAAUGCAUCCUCAAAAAGGCGGAAGACUUCAAUAUACGAUUAAUAUAAUUGAUACACCUGGAUUUGGCGAUACACGUGGACUGCAGAGAGAUCAUGCUAUCGUCGAACAAAUCAGGGAAUUGUUUUCUGUGGAACCGCCCCUAGGAGUUGCAAUCAUUGACGCUGUGUGUUUUUUAGUCAAGGCUCCAGAUGCCAGAUUGACACCUACACAAAGUUAUAUUUUUCAAUCAAUCAUGUCAAUGUUCGGAAAUGACAUUGAGGAAAAUAUAUGCUCUUUGAUAACAUUUGCAGAUGGCCUUGAACCUCCUGUAAUUGCAGCCCUCAAAGAGUCCAAACUACCAUUCGGAAAAUGGUUUACCUUUAAUAAUUCUGCUUUGUUUGCAAAAAAUACAGAGCUAGACCAAUCCAGCUUAUCGCCAAUGUUCUGGGACAUGGGAUUGAAAAGUUUCCAAAACUUCUUUCAAUACUUAGAAGCAUUACCUGCAAAAAGUUUGCAAUUAACCAGCGAUGUUUUGAAUGAACGAUUUAGAUUAGAGGCAACUGUUAAAAAUCUGGAGCCGCUCUUGGAUACCGGUCUUAUUAAAAUAGAUGAGCUGAAAUUUGAGAUAAAAUGUUUUGAAGACAAUAAAGCAAUUAUUGCUGAUAAUAAAGACUUCAAAUACAAGGUUCAGACUACAAAGCAGGAAAAGAAAAACCUUCCGAUCGGCCAGCAUGUAACAAAUUGUUUAAACUGUCACUUUACUUGCCAUGAAAAAUGCAGAGUACCAAAUGACGAAAAGAAAAGAAAGUGUAGUGCGAUGAAUAAAUCUACCGGGUAUUGCAAAAUCUGUCCCGAAAACUGCUUUUGGAACAAGCAUUCAAACACGCCUUACAUAUUCGAGUAUAUUGUUGUGGAGGAAGAAAAAACGUAUGCAGAAAUGAAAAAGAAAUACCAGGAUGCGUCAGGGAAAUUGCCUAAUCAGGAACAGCUGAUUGUCAGAAUGGAUGAGGAAUUACAAGAAAUGCUUGAUACGGUAGAUGCAAUGAUGGACAUUGUUAACACCUGCAACAAUCGCCUUAAAGAAAUAGCACUGAGGCCAAAUCCUCUUUCAAUGACCGAGCACAUAGACCUGCUUAUCGAGAAUGAAAAGAUGGUAAAGAAGAAAGGUUGGAAUAAACGGAUUACAUCACUGCAAAUGUUUAGGAAACGUUCUCUUAUUGGUGACAACGUCGACAAAUUCAGACGAGAAGCCUCAACUGUAGUUACGGUUGCCAUAAAAAAUGACAAGUCUAAAAAAAAUAUUUUUAAGCGUGCCUGGAAUUGUUUUGCUCGCUGAAACGUAGAUCCAUGUAUAAUGACUCUGAUUGUUAUACGUUUGGUGCUUUAAUACACGCUUGAGCAUUCUCCAGCAACAAUUAUUUCGCUUGCUUUUGAAAAAGAUCCAGUGCGUGAUUUGAAAACGGACAAAAGAUAUAUUAGGAGCUGGUGAGACUUGAUAUUGAUUUCGUUGUUGUAAAUGUAUUUUGAUACAACAUUGUAAAUGCACAUUUAAACUAUU